Messenger RNA from Mizuhopecten yessoensis (Yesso scallop), 3706 nucleotides. Its product is annotated as endothelin-converting enzyme homolog. Bases 156 to 2459 code for a protein of 767 amino acids. The transcript is spliced from 21 exons. NCBI's taxonomy places the organism in Eukaryota, Metazoa, Mollusca, Bivalvia, Pectinida, Pectinidae. The record is from RefSeq and is a predicted model, not a curated record. Gene Ontology annotation, molecular function: metalloendopeptidase activity. Gene Ontology annotation, biological process: protein processing. Gene Ontology annotation, cellular component: plasma membrane.
UGUAUGGUGUAGGUUCAACAAGACUUGUCCUGUCUUAUAAAGAUCAUCAAUUCUACACAACUUAUAUACACUACCAGUUCCGCUUGUCAGGAUCAUUGUCUGUUUGGGUAUAUAACACAAAGGUCAUAUUGUUAACACACAUUGAAUAUUGAACAAUGGAUCCGACUGAAUAUAACGCUCAGAUGAGCACCCAGGGCUACAAAAGAACCAACUUUGAGGAGGAUGACAUUUCAAACAGUAGCAACCCUCCAGCCCUCGACUUCAACGCAGGUGUGGUCUUCAAGGGAGGACUCUCGUUAUGGCAAAAGAAAUCCAUCUUAGAGAGGGUCCUUUUCGUUUUGACCAUUGUGUUGUCGAUCUCCGUCAUCAUUCUGGCCAUUGUAUUAGCUUCAAAACAGGCACACAUCACCUACCUUCAAAAUUCAGCUGUUUGUUUGGAACCAACUUGUGUCCAGGUGUCCAGUUCCCUACUGACUGCAAUGGACAGAAGUAUAGACCCUUGUGAUGACUUCUACCAGUACGCCUGUGGGGGCUGGAUCAAGUCUCACCCAAUCCCGUCAGGACACUCCCGCUUCAACAUGUUCAGCGUCCUCUGGCAGGCUAAUCAAGUCAUCAUGAAACAUGCAAUAGAACAACCAGUGAAUGCCUCUGUGAAUUUGUCCGAGUGGAAGGCGCAGACAUAUUACCGGUCGUGUAUGGAUGAGAACAAGACAAUUGAGGACCUUGGUGCCAAGCCCUUGCUGGACCUACUAAAAGAGGAAGUUCCAAGUUGGUCUAUUUCUGUAAUGGACUCGAACUUUGACCUCCAGGACCUAUUGGAAAAGUGUAAGAAGUAUGGGGUGUCCACCUUGUUUGCUGUCUGGGUUGGAGAGGAUGACCGCAGCUCUACACAGAACGUACGAAAGUUGGACCAGUCCGGGUUAGGUUUACCUGAGCGAGACUACUAUCUCAACAAAAGUAUCGACCACGAUCCAGUCUUGAUCGCAUACCUAGAGUAUAUGACAGAGGUGGGAAUGCUGUUAGGUGGUGAAGAAAACAGCACUCGCUCACAGAUGACAGAUGUCAUCAUGUUUGAGACACAACUUGCCACUAUAACCAUUCCUUCAGAAGACCACAGAGACGAAGAGAAGAUGUAUAACAAGAUCACCAUCGAACAACUUCAACAAAACAUCACAUUUAUAAACUGGCUCGAUAUCAUCAACAGCUGCCUUUCUAUGUCUGGAAUUCACGUCACAUCCUCGGAGAAAAUGGUAUCUUACGCUGGAAACUACUUACAAGACAUGGCAGAACUAGUGAAUGGGACCAUGAGGACAGAGAGAGGCAGGAGGACCAUGUACAACUAUCUGAUGUGGCAUAUUAUUAAGUCUAUGACAUCUUACUUGUCUAAGCCAUUCCGUACUGCACAGAAAGUGUUGUCAGAGGCGUUGUCAGGUACGACUGGGGGUGAGGAGCUAUGGAGAGAGUGUAUAUCGGACACGGAUGAGACGCUGGGCUUUGCAUUAGGUGCCAUGUUUAUCCGUGAAGCUUUCAAUGGUGACAGUAAAGUUAAGGCUGAGGCUAUGAUAGAUGAAGUGAAGACAGCUUUCAAGAAUAAUCUACCAAAUCUGGGCUGGAUGGACACGGAAACUCGUGCUGCAGCAGUAGAUAAGGUAAGGCUGGGUGGACACAGAGACUCAGGCUGCAGCAAGACUCAGGCUGCAGCAGUAGAUAAGUUGGAUAUAAAACAAAAUGAGUACUUUGGAAACAACAUGCGGAGUACUAAGUUUCAGCUAACAAAGAAUUUUGAAGAAUUAAGGAAAACUCCCAAGAAAAACAGAUGGAGUAUGACACCACCAACAGUCAAUGCCUACUACACACCAACCAAGAACGAGAUUGUCCUCCCGGCCGGUGUGCUCCAGGCUCCAUUCUACGAUGCUAGCUAUCCAAUGUCGUUAAACUUUGGUGCUAUUGGUGUGGUGAUGGGCCAUGAACUAACACAUGGAUUUGAUGAUCAAGGACGUGAAUAUGACAAGAAUGGGAACCUUCGACCUUGGUGGAAUAACCAGUCGGUGGUGAGAUUCCAGAAGAGAGCAGAAUGUAUGCAGGACCAAUACUCUCAAUAUAAGCUGAACGGUGAACAGAUCAAAGGGAAGCUGACACUAGGGGAAAAUAUAGCAGACAAUGGUGGCCUCAAGUCUGCAUACCAUGCCUAUACAGAUUGGAUUUCACACCAUAAUGAUGAGCGCCCCCUGCCAGCCAUCAACCUCACACACAGACAACUCUUCUUCCUCGGGUUCUCCCAGGUCUGGUGCUCUACAAGUCUUAAGGAAGCCGACCACCUACAACUAUUGAGUGACUCACACAGUCCAGCAAAAUUCAGAGUAAUUGGCACUCUGUCCAAUUCCAAGGAGUUUGCUGAGGAGUUCAAGUGUCCAUUAGGAUCCAGGAUGAAUCCAAAAGAGAAGUGUGAGGUAUGGUAAAGACCUCGACCUCUCCCAUUGGCUGUGGUCCAGUAUGGUAAGGACCUCUCCCAUUGGCUGUGGUCCAGUAUGGUAAGGACCUCACCCAUUGGCUGUGGUCCAGUAUGGUAAAGACCUCUCCCAUUGGCUGUGGUCCAGUAUGGUAAAGACCUCUCCCUCGACCUCUCCCAUUGGCUGUGGUCCAGUAUUAUGAGGACCUCUCCCAUUGGCUGUGGUCCAGUAUGGUAAGGACCUCUCCCGUUGGCUGUGGUCCAGUAUGGUAAAGACCUCUCCCAUUGGCUGUGGUCCAGUAUGGUAAGGACCUCACCCAUUGGCUGUGGGCCAGUAUGGUAAAGACCUCGACCUCUCCCAUUGGCUGUGGUCCAGUAUGGUAAAGACCUCUCCCAUUGGCUGUGGUCCAGCAUUCCAGUUGUUAUGGAAGGAGUGAUAGUUUUCAUGGUACUAUAAUUAUUUGUUACAAUAUAUAGCCAGACUUCUUUUAUUGGCUGCUACGGAAAAAGCAUACGAUAACUACAGCAAAUGAUAGCAGAUUUGACAGAGUUCUCCAUUAAAGUGUGUGUAAUCCAGGUAUCAUGAUGUUCUACAGUGAUUAACAGACUAUGAUUAUGGCAGUUCUCACAUUGUUAGGGCUGACUGCAUUAUGAACUAUUGACACACAUUUACUUUGUUAUUAUCAAUUUAUAAUAAUGAAAGAAAAUAUCUGAUUUCAAUCAGUAUUUCAAAUCUCAAUAGUAAGCUUAACUUUAUAAUAAAUAAACUUAUUUGUGGCCUAGCUAUAUUGUAUGAUGGUGAAGUUUCCUUUAGGGUUAGGGCGUGCCACACUGGGGCAGGACCAGAACUGCGAUGUGAAAAUAGAAGUAGCCUCUAUCAUGACUAAGAAGUCACCUGGAAACAACAUUUACUGUGUCUUAUUAUCAAUGGCAGUCGUAAGGAUAUCAUAUAAAUGAUGGAAACAAAAUCUGGUAUACAUUAAUCAAAUAUAGAAAAAGAUAUUUUUCAAAUAAAUUUGUUUUUUAUUGAUAAAACAAAUUGUUACCUAUAACCUUGUAUACUAGUGUAUAACAAAUGUAAAUAUAAGUAUAAGUUGUGCCGUGGUUUGAGGUCACCACGGUAACCAUGUAUAAUCAGACAGAAAUCCUAAUCACAAGUAUUCUUCAUUGCCACAAAUUCAUCCCUUUUUUUAGCUCACCUGCCCGAAGGGUUCGGGCAGGUGAGCUUAUGCCAUGGCGCGGGUCCGUCGUCAAUAU